This is a messenger RNA of Suillus paluster, 390 nucleotides long. RefSeq lists its product as uncharacterized. The transcript has 2 exons. Bases 1 to 390 code for a protein of 129 amino acids. The record is from RefSeq and is a predicted model, not a curated record. NCBI's taxonomy places the organism in Eukaryota, Fungi, Basidiomycota, Agaricomycetes, Boletales, Suillaceae.
AUGCCCAAGCCAGCUAGAGAAUCAGGGCUCAAACCAUCAGGACUUCCAGCUGCUAAACAACUCAACAUUGCAGCUGAACAACCUUCCAUUCAAGCCUCUUAUGAGGACAUGUACACAUCUGGCCCCAGCAGGGAGCAAUAUAAUGAUAUGCAGCAUGCCUAUAACUAUACCAGGACUUAUUUCACACAGCCCCAAUUCAUUGGCACUCAAUUCAUACAACCUCAACCCCCCUACAACAAUCAUUUUAUGCAGCCUGAACUCUUCCCUGAUGGCAAUAACAAUGACAAUGACAAUGAUGGUAUAUCCAUCUAUAAGGGCAACACUUAUGGUCAGGGCCAAUUUAGCUCCAUGGGGGAUCAGCUGUACACUUUGAGUUCUACCAGGAAUUAA